Messenger RNA from Fragaria vesca subsp. vesca, 3619 nucleotides. RefSeq lists its product as uncharacterized. The record is from RefSeq and is a predicted model, not a curated record. Gene Ontology annotation, cellular component: cytoplasm. Bases 53 to 3379 code for a protein of 1108 amino acids. Gene Ontology annotation, molecular function: protein binding. The transcript has 11 exons. NCBI's taxonomy places the organism in Eukaryota, Viridiplantae, Streptophyta, Magnoliopsida, Rosales, Rosaceae.
AUGCGAUUCCGCGUCGUGAAAUUCCGAAAUUGACCUCGCCGCCGGGACUGAGAUGGCGAUUGUGACCGGAGAUCGCUACCUGGAGAAGCUGGUCCAGUUUGUGGAGAAGCACGCCGGCUCUCUGAUCGACGGCUCGUUAGUGCUGAAGCUCAACCCAGCCGGCUUCCACUACGUCCACUCGCGCCUCGAGGCCUUGCACGAGCUCGAGAGCCUCCUCGCCGGCGCUCCGGUAGAUUAUCUCCGAGCCUAUGUUUCCGACCUCGGCGACCACCGCGCGCUCGAGCAGCUUCGGAGGAUUCUUAGGCUCCUUACCUCGCUUAAGGUCGUCUCGGUGCUGCCGGCUCCCGGUAGGGACCCCACGCCGCUGUCGUUUUGGCCGUUCGGGAGGCUUAGGGUUUUGGAGCUUCGCGGAUGCGAUUUGUCCACGUCGGCGGCGAAAGGUCUGCUCGAGUUGAGGCACACCUUGGAGAAGAUCGUCUGUCACAAUUCCACUGAUGCUCUGCGGCAUGUGUUUGCGAGUAGAAUUGCAGAGAUUAAGCACUCGCCGGUGUGGAACCGGUUGUCAUUUGUUUCGUGUGCUUGUAAUGGCCUGGUUCUGAUGGAUGAGUCUUUGCAACUACUUCCCGUAGUGGAAACUCUUGACCUGAGCCGAAACAAGUUUGCAAUGGUUGACAAUCUUCGCAAGUGUGGCAAAUUAAAACACCUAGACCUUGGUUUCAAUCAUCUGAGAACGAUUGCGUCAAUCGGUGAGGUCACCUCUCGACUAAUUAAACUUGUUUUGAGGAACAAUGCUCUAUCUUCAUUGCGUGGGAUUGAGAAUUUGAAGUCACUUGAAGCGCUUGAUGUUUCCUACAAUAUUAUUUCCAAUUUUUCAGAGUUAGAGUUCCUUGGUGGUCUUCCAUCUCUACAAAGCUUGUGGUUGGAAGGGAAUCCAUUAUGUUGUGCCAGUUGGUAUCGGUCACAAGUAUUCAGCUAUUUCUCUAAUCCCGAAAAAUUGAAGUUAGAUGAUAAGGAAAUCAGCACCAGAGAGUUCUGGAAGAGGCAACUAAUUAUUGCAAGUAGACAGAAGCGACCUGCAAGCUUUGGGUUUUAUUCCCCUGCAAAGUGUGAUGAUAAAGGAGAUGCAAGUAUCAACAGAAGAAGGAAAAAGGUGUCACGUCUUGCUUCCAUUGUAAGUGAAGAAGGGAGCACAUCUCUAUGUUCUGAUCAGGAGUCUGCGUCUUGUGACAAUGAGAUUCAAAGCAGAGAAGAACUUGUUAUAUCUGAUGAUGAAGCUGAAAUUGUUGAUUUGAUGACUAGAGUAGAGCUAAUGAAAAAGGAGCGCUCUGUUCUUUGGUUGCGGGAGUUCAAAGAAUGGUUGGAUCAUGCUCCUGAGGAUUCUGUGGACAACAAUAGGCAUGGUGGGAUGACACUGCAUAGUGGCAAGGAAAAUUAUAUAAAAGAAAAGGCAAGCUGGAUGCAGCUUGGUGUCAACUCCAGAUUUAUUUCAGAUUACGCACAUUCCUCAGGAGAUGAGAGAAGUACAAAUGUUUUAGAUUCAGAUAGUUCUUUCUUGGAUAUGUCCACUGGUCUGCAUGCCCAUCACUUUGAUCAAAUUGGUUCCUUGGGGAAUGCUGGUUUCGCCAAGGAUACCCUAAAAGACAAUUCACAUGAAGGAACGAGUAAUGUCCCUUUACAAGCAAAAAGUUUCCAUGGUCACAUAUUCACCAGUCAAAAAGGUCGUAGGAUGGUGGAAAAUUUGAGUAUGUCGUUGAGUUCUAUAGAUGAUAUUUCUGAAUCUCGCUCAUCGUCUGUGUUCCCGGGAUCGCCACCUCAUUAUCAAAAGGACAUUCUUCAUCGUCGUCAUAACUUAGAGGAAGAAAUUUUACAGUUGUCUGCAGAGUCAUUUUCAGUGGCAUCUUCUGAUAGUAAUACGAGCUGCAGUGAAGAUGACCACUGUGAGUCUAGGCACUCCAUUCCUGAAGGUCAUCAGCUACUAAAUAAGAGUGUGGAAGAAAAUCUGUCUUCAGAUCCUUUUAGGUUGUAUGACAUGAGAUAUGAGGUUCCACCUGUAAGAGGAAGUGACAGGAGUUCAGUUGGAAUAGGUGCAGAGAAAAUUUCAAACUCAGACCAGUCGCUGCAAUCACAUGCCAGUGUUCCAGGUCACACUCAUGAUGGUGAGAUUGCUCAUUUUGUUGAUGAAGAAGGUGAUUUAGAGAGGACAAAACACAGACAGAAAAUAAAAAGAAGAGUUGUUACUCUACUAGAAGACGAAAUUAUGGUUAGGCAAGUAGAAACAUUACCAACAAUAAAUGGUAGUAUGGAAAAUCAUAUAACGAAACUGGAAGAUGAGCAAGAGAGUCGAUCUUUUUAUGGGGUUAACUUUGAUGAAGUUAUUGGUAAGAACCAGAUGGUGGCAAAUACAAGUAAUAUCCCACUUCCAAAUGAUAAUACUGGAUCUUCUGGGGCAGAGUGUUGCUCUUCAAGGAGUGAUGAAUUUAUUGAGGACUAUUUCAAAAAGAGUGUUGCAGACAUGGGAAAUAAUGAAAUUUGCAAGCAGUACAUACGCUGCUAUUGUAUACUUGAGCAGGAUUCCUUAUAUAGAGAAAGAGAAGUAGCUGUCUUGCUGAGCAGUGAAAACAAAGUGUAUGUGCUACUAAUUGGUACUGGAGGUGAUGGAUCAGGCACUAUCUUGAAUUUGCAGGGUUCUCAUAGUGUUGAAGACAUAAGAGAAGUGGUAGUUAGCUUAGGACUUCAGGUUGUGAGGGUGUUUUUCGGGGAGAGCGCAACCUACCUGUUUAAAACCAGAAGCAUUGAAAGUUCCAGACAAUUACUUUCGACUUUAACAGUUAUCGAUUCUUAUUCUCCAAUCGAUAAAUUUUGUUUGAGAAGUUUGGAGCAGGUUCAGGUCAGAUUGUUUGAGAAACAAAUAUGUGGAGGUUCUAAACUGAGCAUAUUCCAGUAUUCUAUGGUGCAGUUUUGGUGUAGUAAUGUUGAAGAUGGAUCAUGGCUUUCAAGAUCAAUAUUUGUGGCUGGAGAGCAUUUAUUUGUGUGCUUUGAAGACCUCAUGCAGUUUAGCUCUUUAUCAGUGGAUACGCCUCUACCUCCAUAUUUUUCACUCGACUUGUGUUGCUCCAUUGCUGACAUAUCUGAGCUGGUUGUCGAGACCAGGGAAAGUCGGUUUUUAACCAUAGCUGUUGAGUGUGCAAUGUCGGAAUUCUCCACACCCAAGGCUGGGAAAGAAGACCCAGGUGAAAAUGACAUAAACACAGCUUCAGGCUCUAUGACCUGGAAACUCAAGUGGUUUUCUGAAGAGAGUCGGUUCAAGUUUGUGGCAUUGUUGAAGGCAAUCCAUGCUGGGUUGACUCUUUCUCCUUUGUUGAUAAGAUGUAUAUCAUGACAUAAUUUUGUUUUUCUUUUACCCUCCGAUUUUGUUAGUUUCUUACCCUCUGGUUUUGUUAGUUACGUAUUCAUUUUAUUCUUUAGGCUAUUCCUUAUGAUAGGGUUUUGUUUUCCCAUUUGGUUGCUGAUAAUAGUGAGUCUAGGAAUUCUUUGAUUUGUAUCCAUUUAGCAGUGCUCUCUUGUCAUAUACUACUUUGUACAGUGCAAAGAUCAAAUGAAAUCACUCUUUCCCCUGUUC